CUUGAACGGCUUGAUUAGAGGCGGUCAUUCCGUAUUUCAAUUGCCGUGGUGUGCACUUUGGCUCUGUUGUUGCUUUGUAAUUUGAUCUUUGAUCCCAACAAUUGUAGUAAAGCUAAACGAAAUGUCAAGUCACAGUGCUUCAUCCUCAAGUGACAUUUCAGUCGACCUAACCGAUGCCUUUCGAAUUAUGAUACUGAACAAGCGUUUCGUGUUGUGGGAUGAUUUUGAAAGUGCCUUAAAAGAGUUCCAAAAAACUACUUAUACUCGUUACAUCCACACAGAAAGCAGAUUGCUGAAGGAUGUCAGGUUCAGAUACCUGUUUGUAUCGUUUAAUUGUACGUUUGGUCACAAACGGAAAUCGGAAAGUUUGAAAGUGAGGCAAAAAUCGUCUAAAUUCCGUAAUUGUCAAUCUAAAUUCCGUGUAAGACUAGAAGAGCAAGGAUAUGUCAUCAAAUCCUACAAGAUGAUACACAAUCAUCCAUGUAGUAGUUCAUGGAUGGUAUGUGAUCCAUGGACAAGGAGAUUAUCGUCGGAAGAAAAAGAGAACUUGAAGCCCGUAAUACUUCACUGUGAGUCAGCAGACGAAGUUAUCGAAAGUAUUAAGGAGAGAACUGGUAAGCAAGUAACUGCUGCCGAUGUCAAAGCUAUGAAAGCUAAACUCUCCACUGGUUGUUGUACUCGGAAGCAAGUAAUGGAUAUGCUUAGACAAAAAGGCGAAGUGAGGGAGCAUUUAGAAAAUGGAUAUGCGACGAGAAUAUGUUUCAGUAGUUAUAACCAAAUACAACUCUAUAGGAAAUAUCCAGAAGUCGUGUGCAUUGAUUCUACGUAUAAUACUAAUAAUAAAAAGUGAAUAUGUUUAUCGUUGUGUUUUACUAUGUAGAUAUUCCUUAUUCCAGAUAGUGGUGACGGAUAAUUUCGGUCAACUAGAAGAAGUGUCGAAGAUCAAUUGAUAGCCGGAAGAUAUUAUAAAUAUAAUGCUCCACAACGUUUAAUACCCUUGCUAAAUAUUUUGACGCCAUUCGCAAGAUCUAAAGUGUUAUACGAGCUUAAACAAAUGCGUUUUGUCUACGUGGAAUAUGAAAGCGGCGACUGGUUGUUCAUGGUUGACCGUGGACAACAUUAUGAAGUCGAUAUAAGCAUUUGUCAAUUCGAAAUUAUCAAAUCAAACCUUGGUAAUGACACCUACAAACUCAUGUUUAUGAUGUGUUGAUAUCCCUGCCGUCACAUGCUACUUGCCUACGUUAAAAGAAGAAAUCUUACAGCUCAUCAACUUCUUAGGUAUUGUAGCAGAUGGAAGUUACACAAUACCCAGAACUUCCAAAAUUAUACAUUAACUGCAUUACCACGACGGAGUGAAGAGUAUGUAAGUAUUCAACGCAGCCAAAGAAUCCAUAAACAUCGCAUCAUUGAGAAGUAUGGUGAACGCUUCGCAACAGAAGUUGAGAAGAAAGUUGACAAUUAUUACUUAAGAAUUCUUAAUACCAACUUGUAAACUUGAUUUUCUGCUUUAGCAGCAAUGAUUCUUCAAUAAACUUUCAUAAUUUC
Molecule: messenger RNA, 1545 nt
Organism: Schistosoma margrebowiei
Lineage: Eukaryota; Metazoa; Platyhelminthes; Trematoda; Strigeidida; Schistosomatidae
Source: the annotation of a GenBank genome assembly